AUGAAUUUCGUCCCUGAACUUGCGACUAUAAUGCUGAAAUUAGGUAUGCAAUCGUUGAAUUCUUCUAGCAACGAAUCGGAGAACGAGUUUGAAGAAGUUAUCAAGAACUGUGAAGAGAACGAUGAGCCGAAACUCCCAAGGAGAAGAUUAAAUAAAAAGUGGAUUUCUGCUCCUGAGUUAGUAUAUGAAGACGAAGAAGAUCUUGAUGAUUUUGUGGAACCUUCAGCUAUUUACAAGGACAAAGUAGGUAAGAAGAGACAGAGGAAGGAAAAAGAUGAGUCUGCUAAGAAGCAAGAUUCUGUUCCUGAUGAUGAUCUGGAAAAUUCCACAGAGAUUAAAGAGAUGUGGGAUUCGAUUACGAACGACAAGAACCCCGAGGAUGGUGAUAGUGUGGUGGCAAAUUGUCCCAAGAAAGAUGACGAUGACAUAGUCAACUUGUUCAGGAUGCGGAAAAAGAAGAACAAGGAGGAGAAGAACGCGGCGGAGAUUGCGAUGCAAGUAGAGAAAGUGAUGGCGGAGCUUGAAAUCGCUGUAGAAGACGACGUAGAGCUGAACAAACAAGGAAAACCCGCCAUUACAAAGCUCAUGAAGCUACCAGUUCUCACUGGAGCUCUCUCGAAGAAACAGCUUCAAGCUGAGUUCUUAGAUCAUGGAGUACUUAACCUUCUCAAGAAAUGGCUUGAGCCGCUUCCUGAUGGUAGCUUACCGAACAUAAACAUCCGCACUGCUGUCUUGAAGACUCUCGACGAUUUAUGUAUCAAGCUAGAUCAAGACUGUAGAAGAGAACAGUUGAUCAAGAGCGGUCUCGGGAAGGUCAUGAUGUUCUUAUCCAAAUCAGAUGAAGAAACUUUACUUAAUAGGAGACUCGCUAAUGACUUAAUCAACAAAUGGAGCCAUGUCAUUUAUAAUAAGAGCACAAGAUACGAGAACAUGUAUAGUCAGGAGGAACGUGAAGAGCAUCAGGAAAUGCUUUCAAGAAGACAUAACAAGACAGCUCGUAAGGUGUCUGAAACAAAAGCUAGAGACUUUGAUAUAGAUGUCGACUUUUCUGCGAAACAAAAAUCCAAGCUAGCAGCUAUUAAAGGAGUAGGAAGAGCGCAAGUACCAACAGCAAUGUCAAUGGACUUUGAGAUCCGACCUGAGUCGAAAUUUGACAAAGAGCUCGAAGCUCGUGUCAAGAUGCAAAUCGACAACAAAAGCAUACAUGAAAAGAUAAUAAACAAACUGAAGACGGGAAAGGAGCUCAGGAAGAAGAGCCUGCAAGCAUUCAAGAUUAGUACAGACGGUCGCACCAUGCUCAAGUACUUGUAG
Molecule: messenger RNA, 1311 nt
Organism: Thlaspi arvense
Lineage: Eukaryota; Viridiplantae; Streptophyta; Magnoliopsida; Brassicales; Brassicaceae
Source: the annotation of a GenBank genome assembly